Erinaceus europaeus (western European hedgehog) is the source of this 1348-nucleotide messenger RNA. RefSeq names its product regulator of G protein signaling 2 (gene RGS2). The coding region runs from base 45 to 680 and encodes 211 amino acids. The transcript is spliced from 5 exons. NCBI's taxonomy places the organism in Eukaryota, Metazoa, Chordata, Mammalia, Eulipotyphla, Erinaceidae. The record is from RefSeq and is a predicted model, not a curated record.
CGCACCCGCCGGCAAACAGUAGCCCCUUAAGCCGCAAGACGAUAAUGCAAAGUGCCAUGUUCCUGGCUGUCCAGCACGACUGCGGAUCCAUGGACAAAAGCGCAGGCAACAGCCCCAAGAGCGAGGAGAAGCGGGAGAAAAUGAAGCGGACUCUGUUAAAAGAUUGGAAAACCCGUUUGAGCUACUUCUUGCAAAAUUCAUCCUCUCCUGGGAAAACCAAGGCUGGCAAGAAAAGCAAACAGCAAACCUUUAUCAAGCCUUCCCCUGAGGAAGCACAGCUGUGGUCAGAAGCGUUCGAUGAGCUGCUAGCCAGUAAAUAUGGUCUUGCAGCAUUCAGAGCUUUUUUAAAAUCUGAAUUCUGUGAAGAAAAUAUUGAAUUCUGGCUGGCCUGUGAAGACUUCAAGAAAACCAAGUCACCCCAAAAACUGUCUUCAAAGGCACGGAAAAUAUAUACUGACUUCAUAGAAAAAGAAGCACCAAAAGAGAUAAACAUAGACUUUCAGACAAAAACACUGAUUGCCCAAAAUAUACAAGAAGCUACAAGUGGCUGCUUCACCACUGCCCAGAAAAGGGUAUACAGCUUGAUGGAGAACAACUCCUAUCCUCGUUUCCUGGAGUCAGAAUUCUACCAGGACUUGUGUAAAAAGCCACAGAUCACCACAGAGCCUCAUGCUACAUGAGAUGAAAAAGGGAGCCCCAGAGUGGAGGACAUUUCAUUUGUUUCCUAAGGAGAAAGUCUGUGACCUGCCAAAAAGACUGACCUUGAAUUCAGACUGGGUGUUCAGGAAACAUCACUCAGAACUAUUGAUUCAAAGUUAGGUAUCCAGACAGGAAGCUGGUAACUGUCUAGGAGAAGCUUGUAUCAGAACAGCUUCUGUCACUGGGCACAGAACACAGGGAGAGAGUGGUCUAAGCAUGGUGUUUCACUGGAGAAACAGGAAUCUGAGACUGAAAGAUCCAAUACUACACUGUUGGUCCAUGAGCAUUCAAAAUCAAUAGGUCUGGGAUCAUGUGGCCUUAGCUAGCUGGCUGUACAUCUUUCCCUAAAUAUGUCCGUGUUACCACAUAGUGGUUUUAGUUUUAGAUCUCUAGUACUAGGUAGCGUUAAAUGUUUACUGUGUGCAAAGGUAUUGAAAUUCUGAUUACAUAUCAUCAGUACUGUUCUCUUAUGUAAUGCUAAAGACUGAAACGGCUUAUGUUGGAAUUGUUAAAUGGUGUGUGUCGUAGAAUGAGUGCCAUUGUGUAGAAAAAUACAGUGUCCAUUACGAGUGCCAAACAAUUGUCCUGAAGGCAGCUAAAAUCUGAAGUGGUCUUUGAAUACUUUCAAUAAAUUUAUUUUGAUAAAUAA